GCUUGCUCGUCACAUGUUCGCUGUUCGUCAAGUAGACCGAUUGUGCACAGAUCCCCCGACCAGCGGACAAUUUCCACAGCAUUGUGCAACCGUUAAUUGAAAAGGCAUUUGCAACUUUAAUUCGUUUUUGUCCACAGAACAGGUGUAUGUGAGUGUGUGUGCCAGUGCAGGCAUUAUCGAGUAUCGCGCCCUUGCCCUUUCCACCCGCCACCCGCAACCCGCAACCCGCAAAUCGUCCACCGUUUACCGAUCUAAUCCGGCCGACCGUAACGUUCUGGAAGCUUUCGACAAGCGAUCCGAUCGGUAACCAAAAAACGCGUGGUCUCCGUCAAACUGUAUGAAAUAAUCAGCAGCAAAAAAUACAGCGAGGCAAAAAAAGAGGUAAAGGGGUAAAGCAACAACGACAAGAACAGCUAGACAAGAACCAAAAGGAAGACGCAGUUGAAUAAAAGGUGUGCAAGUGUUUGUGUCCGCGAGUGAAGUGUGUUUGUGUUUGUGUGCCAGUGCCAGUGCCAGUGCACAAAGAAAGCAAAAAAACAGCAAUAACACAUUAAUGAAUUUCGUGAUUAAAAACAUUUCAAAGGUACAACAAAAGCUCAUUUAAUAUAAAAAUAAGAAGGCAACGAGGCAAAAGCAAGCGAAAAAAAAACCAAACAGAAAUUAAAUCAAAUCGCGGCGCGGCGCCAACAACAAACGUGGCAAAAAACUAAACAGAAACGAAACAAAAGCUCUGCGGCCCGCAACCAAAACGAAAACGAAAACACAAUCGAGAGCGGAGAGCGGUGAGCAGCGCGAGUGAGUGAGUGGGAGAGAUAGUGGGAACAAGAGCAGAAGAACGCGAGAAAAAGCACCAGCAGAAGCAACGGAGCAACGGUUAUACAAAAGCAAAAACCAAGCCAGAACCCAACACCAAAGUCAAUUGCGCACGAAACCCGACGAACCAUACAACCAGUUGGCAAUACGGAAAAAGUUAACUAAUCGAAAAUAUACAAUCCAUACGGUAUAUACCCAACAUCGAGCGAUAGAAGUACCAGAAAAUGGUCAACAAAUCCAAUGGGAAGGUAGUGGGGCAGCAGAAGGCGGACAAGGAUAAGGAAAGGCAGCCAGAGACAAUGCUGCCGGCGGCGGGCACCAACAGCAACAAUCAGACGACACAGAUCAACAACAACAACAACAACAAUAGCAACAACAACAACAAUAGCAACAAAGGGAAAAAUCAAAAUGUCAAGAACAACAACAAUAACAGCAAAAAGAAUCCUGGCAACAACAAAGGACAACAGCAACAGCAGAAGAGCACCAAAAAGGGAAAGCCCCAGAGGCAACAGAUCUUCCUGCAGUCGCUACCACGCGACACCAGCAACUACAGAAGCUACAACCACAGCAACAGCACCAGCAACAAUAACAACAGUAGCAACAUUCUGGUCACAACUGCAACAACCGACAAUGGGGUGACCAAAGUGAAUCCCGCCGAGCUUCUGACCGCCGCCCUGGCCGUGCCCUGUGCCAAGUGCUCGAAGCCAUCGAUGAUCACCCCCCUAACGUCCACCUCCGCAUCCCCCAAUGCCGUCUCCACCGCCUCCAUUGUCAGUUCAUCGGCCUCGACCACCUCCAAUUCGGAGACCGCGAGCAAUCACAGCGAGCUGAGCUUCCCCGAGCCGAUGGUCUACUCGGCCAAGCAGUACCGCAAAUCGAAAUCCUACAUGGGCGUCUCACAGUACAACAGCUCCGGCUACGGCUCCUAUCAGAACUCCUCGGGUCGGAAUGGAUCCGGAAAUCAUGCCACCUACAGACGCUCGCACAGCGAUCGGCGCAACUCCUUUGACCGGACAUUCGCCGAAAGGAAUCGCGACUUUGUGCCCAUUGUGCCACCGCCGCGACCCGUCCUCUCGUCCUCGAACAUUGCCGGAGUCAUGGCCAGUUCCACCAAGCUAACGCUCAUCGAACGGUUCGGCAAAGGACGACUCGCGUAUCCCAUAAUGCAGUGCGGGACACUAGACGGAGCCGAACAGGUAUAUCAUCAGCAGCGCAGCAACAGAAUGGACGUCUACCAGAUCGACGAUGGAUUCCACUCAGACGGCGGCACCGAGACACCGCCGCCGUCGCCCAGCUCGGGCUCCUCGAUAGCCUCGACCUCGGACCACGGAUCGCUGGAGAGCGUGGACACCGGGGGAACACAGCGCCUGGCUGUCCUCUCGUUCGAGCAGGUGAGCAAGCUGCACGACGUGAUGGACGAGAAGGUGGCCAUACAUGGACGCGGCAACUUCCCCACACUGGAGGUGACGCUCAAGGACCUGGUCAACCUGGUGCGCCGCAAGCUGGAGGCGGAGGUGAACGCCGGCGGGGCCGGGGUCUUAGUUAAGGACAUCCGCCUGAACGGUGGGGCAGCUAGUCAUGUUUUAGCCAGCGAGGAUCAGCCAUACAAUGACCUGGACCUGAUAUUUGCCAUCGAGCUGAGUACGCCGCGCGUCUUCGACCGCGUCAAGGUGGCCGUGCUCAACACUCUGCUCGACCUGAUGCCCGAGGGCGUCUGCAAGCGUCGCAUCUACACGUGCUCCCUCAAGGAGGCCUAUGUGGGCAAGAUGGUCAAGGUUAACAACAACAAUGACGGCGACCGCUGGUCCCUCAUCUCGCUGGGCAACUCGCCGGGCCACAAGAACGUGGAGCUGAAGUUCGUCGACUCGAUGCGGCGCCAGUUCGAGUUCUCCGUGGACUCGUUCCAGAUCGUGCUCGACUCGCUGCUCCUGUUCUACGACUGUGCCGCCCUACCCAUCUCCGAGAACUUCUACCCGACGGUGGUGGGCGAGUCCGUGUACGGGGACUUCCAGGAGGCGCUCUACCACUUGCAGAAGAAACUGAUCUCAACGCGCCAGCCAGAGGAGAUCCGCGGCGGCGGCCUGCUCAAGUACUGCAACCUCCUGGUGCGCAACUACAAGGCCGUCGACUCGCAGCUGAUCAAGACACUGGAGCGGUACAUGUGCUCGCGCUUCUUCAUCGAUUUCCCGGACAUCAACACGCAGACCACAAAGCUGGAGGCCUACUUGCGCAACCACUUCUGGGGCGUCGACGAGGAGCCCCUCCAGUAUCAGUACCUGAUGCAUUUACGCGAGGUGGUCGAGAUGUCGACGGUCUGCCUGAUGAGCCACGAGCGGCGACAGACGCUGCACCUCAUCCAGUCGCUGGCCGCCCAGGUCCUCUACAACAAGCAGGAGAAGCAACAACAGCAGGCCCAGGAGCAGUACCAUCAGCACCAGCAGCGACAGCAACAGUUCCUGGACUCUGCGCAGCAACAGCAGCAGCAGCAGCAGCAACAGCAGCAGCAGACACAAGCUCAGGCGGCGGCGCAGCAGGGCACAACGCUCACCCUGGUCUCGCAGUCGCCGCAGUCGGCACAGGGACAGACCAUCUACGUGCAGCAGGCGGCCCCGCCCACGGUCUGCUGCACAAGCAGCAGCGAUCAGUCCGCGGCAGCGGGCCCACAGACCAUCCAGAUACAGGCGCCGGGGCUCAUCUAUGCCAACGGCGUCUACUAUGCACCUGUGAUUCCCAGCACCAUUUGCACGUGCAACUCCACCUGGCUGAGCACGUGAUUGGGGCAGCAGCAGCACAUCCAACAACGCCAGCAUCAGCAUCAGCAUCAGCAUCAUAGGCAGCAACAGCAACAGAAGCAUCAUUGGCCAGAGAAUGCGUUGGGAUCAUCGACAACAACAACAUCAACAACCAUAAGGCUCUUGGCUGAAACUGAACUAACUCCAAAACCCCCACCUCCACCCACAUCUUCAUCGUCCCCAGCCCCAGCCCCACCUCGCAUUCAAAUCCAAGUCCCGAUCAACAGCAAUAAGGGGAACAACGCCACUAUAGAUAAAGAUGGAAGCCCGACCACAACCAUGACAGGUAUUGAGAAAAGCCUCAACGAUCCGGAGGGUACAGCAGCAGGAGCAGACGCAGCAGACGCAGCAGACGCAGCAGACGCGGGAGGAGAAGGUGGAAUCACUGGCAGCCUGGUGGUCACCCCGAAGCAGAUUGAAGGUGUACCCGUCUACAGCCGGGAGGAUUGCAGCAAGGCGGGCACCUACAGCGGACAGUUUGCCUUCUUCUAUCCCCAUGAUGGAUCGCCGCCCAGUAUGCUGCUGCUGGGCGAGAACUCCUAUCUCAAUGUAACCGAGAACCAGGACUAGGAGAAGGAUCUACAGCAGCAUUUUGUUUAAGCGGUAUUUCCGAUUGCUAACGAAUUCCUCUCUGUGCCCCUAUCUGUACGACGACCCACUGUUCCAUUCUACAAUUCGGUGUGUCGAGCUACUGUACACUUUCCACGACACAUCCACCCUCAAAACUCAACAAAAAGAAAGCUCUAUUUUUCAGACUGAAGUCCAGCCGCUGUUAGAUGUUGAUCAGGGCCAACAAACAAAAAAAAUUUAAAAAAAAAAACCAAAAGAAAACGGGCUGAAAAACUCAAAGAAAAAUUCUUAAAUUAUAAACUAUAAAACAGGGUUUUCUGCUCACACACACACAUACACAGACUUUUCUAGGAUGUUUCGUUGUAAAGAAACCAAAACUCAUGUAAUAUCGAAAAAAA
Molecule: messenger RNA, 4573 nt
Organism: Drosophila pseudoobscura
Lineage: Eukaryota; Metazoa; Arthropoda; Insecta; Diptera; Drosophilidae
Product: terminal nucleotidyltransferase 5C
Exons: 3
Coding region: 1038-3587 (849 amino acids)
Biological process (GO): mRNA stabilization
Molecular function (GO): RNA binding; poly(A) RNA polymerase activity
Source: RefSeq, a predicted model, not a curated record